UUCACACAUUUUUUACCUAAUAAUUACAAAAAAAAUAAAUAAUAAAAUAUAAUUGUGUUAUGGUUUUGGUUUGGUGUCGGUGAUUCUCCUCAUGGUGAUAGAGUGAUCUCAGUCAUGGAUAAGGCUUUGGCGUUGUUGGUCCUCUUGGCAAAUCUGUUGGUGUUGAAAUGUCAGGAAGAGGAACUGAUAGCAACUAAUGAUGAAACCCAGACAUCCACAGGAAAUCCAAAUUAUUCGUUCAGUUAUGGCGUGGCCGACGGCAGCACCGGCGACGUGAAGGCGGUGUGGGAGGAGAAGGAUGGUGACACUGUUAAAGGUCACUACAGUGUGCUAGAACCAGACGGCUCUAUGCGGACUGUAGAGUACUCAGCCAAUCCAAAGACCGGAUUCCAAGCUGUAGUUAACAACGAUGGCGAAAAAGUUGAACAGAGCGUCGGCCGCGCCAUGGAAGACAAGGCUAUGAGGGACUAUGGCAAAUUCUACGAUUUUUCCGAAGAACCAGAGUUUGAUUCCUACACACCAUUUGAUAAGAAGAAAAAUAAACACCCCUUUGACACGGUGUUCAAAGAUUAUUCAGCCAAGAAAAAGCCCAAAUACCCAUCAGAUCUAGAGUCCAGCGAAUUUUCUCACAGUAUCAGCAUAAAACAUCCGCAUGAUGAAACCGGUGCUCACAGUGAAUCUCAUUCGCAUUUUGGAUUAGAUCUAGACCCGCAUUGUAAAAACAAACAUAAGAAGCCGCUUAACAGCCUAUAUACCAACGUGGGCGAGGAGUUAAAAUAUCCUUCGUUUACACAUGAUCCUUUCAGGGAUAAUUUUGAAAAAUUCGAACCAUCAAACCUAGAAUUCGAAAAACUAAACCCAUAUGGCUUAGGAAAGCUGCCAAAAGAGGGACCAAGUAUAGAUUACAGCAAACUGUUGAGCCCAUAUUCUAUUGGUGAAAUCCCAAAUUUUGAAGAUUUCAAAUCUAAGUAUAAGUAUCCUUACAUUCCCGAUAUACCUACACCAGAGAGUUUGUACCCUGAUGAUUUACCGCUACGACCUAAGAAAAAGUAUAGACCUCAUAAGAUUCCUGAAUUAUAUUCAAAUGAAGAUCAAGAAGAAUAUUGGGUACCAAAGAAGAAGAAGAAGACUCCACCCAGAUAUGAGCCGGAUUAUUAUCCAGAAGAUGAAGAGUACGAUCGACCACGAUACCCCGAUGACGACGAUGACCGACCCUCGCGCCCGUCCAGGGAGAAAGGGAAAAAGAAAGAAGUAAUUCGAAAAAUUGUAAAGAAAAGAAAACCAGGCUUUAAUAUACUAGAUAUUUUGGAUAUUUAGAUUAGAGUAAAUACAAAUUAGAUUACUAUGUUGCUUUGCAUUUGACUCUGUUAUCAACACGGUAGCAGAUACGAAUGUUGGUGUUGAUAAAUGGCUGAUGAUAGUUCCAUUUAAUAAUUUAAUUUUUAUUUAUUUUUAAUCAUG
Molecule: messenger RNA, 1461 nt
Organism: Pectinophora gossypiella (pink bollworm)
Lineage: Eukaryota; Metazoa; Arthropoda; Insecta; Lepidoptera; Gelechiidae
Gene: CPR125
Exons: 4
Coding region: 115-1317 (400 amino acids)
Cellular component (GO): extracellular matrix
Source: RefSeq, a predicted model, not a curated record